Messenger RNA from Cavenderia fasciculata, 3453 nucleotides. RefSeq lists its product as uncharacterized. Bases 1 to 3453 code for a protein of 1150 amino acids. Lineage: Eukaryota; Evosea; Eumycetozoa; Acytosteliales; Cavenderiaceae. The record is from RefSeq and is a predicted model, not a curated record. The transcript has 12 exons.
AUGAAAAAGAAAAGAAUUAUUAAAAGACACAAUAAGACUUGUUGCAACAUAAACUCUCAACAAUUAAACUCUGCGAUAUGGAUCAUUCAAAAAUAUGGUAGUUCGAUUACACAAGUUGAAAACAGUAUUUGUAGUUCAGGUUACUUUACAUGUUCAACAGGAACACCUCGUCAUAUCACUAAUAUUAAUUUAGUUGGGUAUUCAACUACAACUACUACAACACCAACAGGAGUGAGUCAAUUUGAUUUCCCAGAGUUGGUGAAUCUGAAAAUCACUGCUUCAAUAUCUUUUACAAAGCCAAACACAAAUAUUUUGGAAUUCAUCACAGCUAGUAUGACUAGUCUACGAGUUAUUGAUAUUAAAUCAGAUUCAACCGCUAAUAUGUUGCCUCCAAAUUUUGGACCUUCUUUGCCAUUAUUAACUUUCUUUUCGGUUCAAGGUGCUAAAUUUCAACACGACGUUAUAUUUAAUUUUGGUCCUGCUAUUGAGAGUGUCCAAUUUGAAGUGUUUGGGUACGUCGCCAUCGAUGAGACCACUCCUAUACAUCCAAACCUGAAAAAGUUAAAUAUUGGGGUAUACUUGGCAACCGACCGUACCAUAUCGUUUACUGCUCAAUCAUUCCCAGCGUUGGAAGACAUCACUCUUUUGUCUGUUAUUUCAUCAAAAGCAUUGACAACCUAUUGUAAUGUUUCAAAUCCUAAAAGUUUUACUCUUUCAUCACCUCAAUCUGCAACUGAUUCUGUUGUAUAUAUAUUGAAUCCUCAAUCUAUAACCUUAUUGAGGCUUCAAGGUGCACCAAUAAAGCUAUAUCCUUCAAUAGAUAGUUUUACAAAUAUAGUUACUCUAACCUAUCAAUUUGCUACAUUUACCAAUUUUCCAUUUACAGGUCAGUACCCUAAUUCACUUGAAACAUUUUCUUCAACUGUCGGACAGUUAACGGCAUUCCCAAACAUUCCAAUCAAUAAUGUAAAAACAAUACAACUCGCUGGCAACAAGCUACAAGGUGACAUUCCUUGGAGUGCAUUGCAGGAUGCCAAUAAUAUAUAUUUCGAUGUAUCUAGCAAUACUGACUUGGUGACUGCGAUUCCACAAUCAUUUUGCAAUAAUAGAUUGAAUCUCUAUCAAUGUCCAGGUAUUACCGUUGUACCUGAAUGUUUCCUUUGUUACCAAAAGAAUACUGAGAAUGUUUACACAGACAUUGUUCUAGACCCUGGUUUUACUUGCAAUAUUACAUUUCAAUCGACAAAUAUUUAUACUAUAUUUGGAUAUGGUUAUAUCAAUGGACAAAAUAUUGGAUAUGGAAGCAUGUCGGUUGAUUUUCAAUACAAUUUAAGACCUGUCAUUCCAAACAGAAUCAUAGAAGUAGAAGAUUUAUCUCCAGCUGGACCACCAAGACCUAUUUUAAUCAGGUUGGAUAGCUUUUAUCCAGAAUACGAGUUCACAUUUACAACAGUGGAAGUUGGUAUAAUGAUGGAGGGAGAUGUAACAUAUAAACAACUCGCAUCACAGACUAUUCAAUUUCAAGUUUUUGCCAAUGCACUCAAUUCAUUUAUUACUCACACCAUCAAAGUAAAUAAUGCAAUCGAUUGUAUCACUUCACCAGUUGGUCAGAUAACUACCAAUACCAUUGUGUAUUGCAAUAUUACAGGACAUUCAUUCAAACAAGGUGACACUUGGAAUUUCGCAGUCUCCAAUUCCCAAUACCAACUUGACAAAACUGUAAACAUGACAUCAUACUAUCCAUCAAAUAUGGUAUUGGCAAAUUGGGAUAGUAUUAUCAAAGUUGGUUCAGCCUAUGACUUUACAGGCAGUUUUGGAUCAGCUACAAUGGAUCAAGUGGCUGUAUACUUUAAUGGGGAUUCAUCCAUUUGUAAUGUUAGGUCUUUUAUUUUAGGUCUAAUGCAAUGCAACCAAACUAAAUUCUGGCCAGGUAUUGGAUUGACAAAUAUUACAAUAUCUGUCAAUGGGUUCUCCUCCACCCCUAUAUUUGCCAAUAUAACAUCAGUUCAAAGUUUAUGUAUUUAUUCUAAUGGUUGUUCGGGUCAUGGUACUUGUGAUCAAAACGGUACCUGUAUUUGUGAUACUGGUUAUUAUUCUGAUAAAUGUUCACAGAAAUAUCCUACUUUUGCAUCGGGAGAAUAUGAUUUAAACGAUAGAAAAUUGAUCAGUAUCUAUGGUGAUUUCGGACCAUUCAAUCAAACUAUUGUAUCAAUCACUUUGAAUAAUACUGAUUGUCAAGUUACAUAUAAAUCACAGUCAUUGAUUAAUUGUACAUUGGUCAGUGAACCAACUGAUGGUUUGGCUUUGGUCAGAUUGACUGUUGAUAAUUCAACAAAUAAUGGAAAUAAUUGGAUUUAUUUUAAACCUUCAUCACAGGGAUCAGGUUCUGGAUCAGAUAGUAAUGAAUUAACAUGUCCAUUUAAUUGUUAUGGUCACGGUCAAUGUAUCAAUGGGAAAUGUAAAUGUGAUACUGGAUAUAGUUCAAUCGAUAAUUGUUUGACAAAGACAAGCAAUCACACAAACACACCCAAUACAACAUCACCAACAACAUCAUUUGAUAUCGAUGGAAUUGAUUUCCAAUUUGAAAUGAUUGCCAUUCAAGAAAUAGACACUGAUGAUAAUAUCAUCAAUCAAGUAUUGACAAACAGUUGGAAUUCAACAUUAUCAUUAGAUAAUCAAACACAAACAACAACAGUCAACUAUCAACUCAACAACAGUGAUACAACAACAACAACAGCAACGAUAUUGACAGAUAAUCAAACACAAACAACAACAGUCAACUAUCAACUCAACAACAGUGAUACAACAGCACUAGUAACAGCAACGAUAUCAUUCUCACAACAACCAAGAGAUAUUCAAUUUGGUUCACAACUACUUCACAUCGAUGCCAAUUCAAUCAAACUAUCAGUCAACAUUAGUAAUUGGACAUUCAACACAUUCUUGACAACACUCAGAGUCAUCUUCAAAACAACCAUCAACAAUGACCAAUCAAUCGAAUUUGAUUGUCAAGAUGUUAAUAUUGAUACACUCAGCUACGAUCAACUAUCCAACUCUAUUCAAUAUCUACGAGUGGUAAAAGAUAAUAUUCAAUUCACAGGUAGAUUUAUCGAUUAUGUAUUAUCUGAUGGAAGACCAACAUUCUCUAAAACAUCAAUUAUCAACAAAACUGAUGAAUCAGGUGAUCAAUCACAAUCAACUAUAUUAAUUGGAAUAAGUAUGCCACAAUGCCAAUCAUGUUCCCUCGAUCCAGAUUUCACACCAUUAUUAAUCGACAAGAGUAAUGACAAUGGAUGUGACAGUAAAUCCGAUACAUGGAGAAUCAUUGUUUGUGUUGUUGUUGGAGUUGUUGGUGCUGUUGCCAUCGGAGUAGCAUCCAUUAUAUUGAUUAAAAAGAAGCAAACAACAAAGAGAUACAACGAUAAAAUGCAACAUAAAUUAGCAAAAAUGAAUUAA